AUGUCGCAACCAACCCUCACCGCAGACUAUACUUCCCCAGAGAGUGAACCUUUCAAGGUCUCGCACACACUACCCGCUAUUUCUUCUACGGCGUCUACGACCGACAAGGCGUCAUAUCUCAAGGCUCUUCGAGCAUCUAUCGCUGAUACACAGUCCACAAUCAACCAAGAGCUCACAGCACGAAUGGAGCAGGAUAAAGCAAGAGACGCAGCAGCUGAAGCAAAGGAGGAGGAAAACUACGGUGAAGAGGUGGUGGAAGAGGAGGACUGA
Molecule: messenger RNA, 270 nt
Organism: Fusarium poae
Lineage: Eukaryota; Fungi; Ascomycota; Sordariomycetes; Hypocreales; Nectriaceae
Exons: 1
Coding region: 1-270 (89 amino acids)
Source: RefSeq, a predicted model, not a curated record